This is a messenger RNA of Ilex paraguariensis (yerba mate), 420 nucleotides long. The record is from the annotation of a GenBank genome assembly. NCBI's taxonomy places the organism in Eukaryota, Viridiplantae, Streptophyta, Magnoliopsida, Aquifoliales, Aquifoliaceae.
AUGUCAAACUCUCUCACUGAUCAAUUGUUUGACCUCGAGCUGGCUUUGACCAUGGUGGACGAUUCAGCCGGUGUGAUCCAAAUCUCAGACUUAUCGUCAUCUCACAGGAAUGACAUGCCGACGAUGACAGCAUCUGGGUUUUGCAGGGAAGGCGAUGAAUCGUUUGACCUUGACCAGGCUUUGACCAUGGUGGACGAUUCAACCAGCGUGGUUGAGAUCUCAGACUCGUCGGCGCCACACCGGAAUGACAUUCAGACGUCUGCAUGGAAAGCUUCCGAUCAGGCGACGGUGGCAAACAAGUUCCAUGUGGCCACUUAUAUCAUGAAGUUUGUAUCACCAAGUGGUUUUCUCUCCACAAUUCUUGCCCUCUGUGCAGGUUCCAACUUCUCAGUCUCCGGUGACCGGAAAAAUAUCCGGUAG